This is a messenger RNA of Cajanus cajan (pigeon pea), 2053 nucleotides long. NCBI's taxonomy places the organism in Eukaryota, Viridiplantae, Streptophyta, Magnoliopsida, Fabales, Fabaceae. The record is from RefSeq and is a predicted model, not a curated record.
GGCAAUCUGGUAAUUCCACCCUCACUUCCUAACAGACACACAGCUCCACUCUGCCAAGAGGAAGAAAGAAAAACAGAACAAACUCCCAUCCCAUCAUUUCGCUGUUCCUCGUCGUUCCUUGUCCUUGUUUCUCUUCUCGCUCUCAACGCAACCACCCAACACCCACUUCCGGAUGCAUUAGACAAGACAACAAUGGAGGAUUCCGAGAAAUUGACGGCGUUGAAGAAGGCCUACGCCGAUAUCAUUCUGAACACGGCGAAGGAGGCGGCGGCGCGUAUCAUGGUGUCGGAGCGGAAAGCCACGCGCUUUCAGCAGGAGCUUGUUUCCUCCAAGGAUGAGGCGCUUCGGAUGCUUCUCAGGCUCAAACAAAUGUUCGAUUCUAAGGUCAGUGAAGCAGAACUGGUUUCAUUGAAUCAGCAGAAGAAGAUUGAGGAGCUUGAAGCUCAGCUCCAGGAAGCUGAGGAAAUAGUUAGAGACCUAAGGGCAGAGUUGAGAGAAACCCAGGCUGAGCUGGAGAAUGUGACAAAACAACAAAUGCAUCCCCCGGUUGAACAAAACAUAGAGGGUGAAGUUGCAGCUCAGGAGAAUUUUCUGCAAGAAAAUAGACUCAAUCCUUGUGAUGGAUCUAUAUAUUCUGCACCUGGUUUACAAUUUGAAUCUGUCUCUAUUUCUGACACUAGGAAUCCAACUGUAAAUGGAUCAAAUGAUGGCAGCAAGUUAUGUGGCUCACAUGAUCAUACUAACAACUGCUACAUUCAUAACCCAGAUUUUGCAUCCAUAGUCAUUAGGAGGAAAGAGCCCAAGCUCUACAGAAAUGGAUGCACCCAGAGAAUACAUGCAUUUGAAAGGAGCCUUUUUGAUGGAAAUAUGUCUGUUUCAGGAAACUUAGAUAAUGUGCAGGAUGAAACUUUAGCGAGUGCACAUGAAGAAGGUAAAGCAAUGACUGUAUCAACUAAUGGCAAAGCUGAUAUUAUAUGUGAAAAGGAGAAACAAGAUGAACUUAAAGUGGUGAAAGAAGAUGUUGACCUUGUCAAAGUUCCAGUCGUUAGAAAAAAGAGAAAAUUUGGGAAAAGGAAGGCUUUUAAAUCUAGAUUACAUUCUAACCAUGUUAAGGAAACACAUAAAGAAUCACAUCUGCCUUGUGCAAAAGAUUUUCCAUAUGUAUUGGACAACGAUGACCCCUUAAGGGCGAGUUCUUCUAUUGCAUACGGAAAUGAAGUUCAGAAGGAUCUGAUGUCUCCUUUUGCUGAUCUUCCCUCAGACACAACUGCAUCAAAUGACCAAUCAGGAUCUCAUAGCAAUACUGAAAAUGGGGAAGUAUUUGUUAAAGCUUGCAGUGCUCAGAACAAAACUAAAGAUGACAACGAACAGUUGGAUAAAUCAGAUUUAACGAGACAAGAAAGUUUGUCCACAGGAAGUUUGGAGGUUCCGGCUUGUAAAGAUGUUGAAGCAUCUAAUGGAUCACUGGAUAAAAUGGAUCCAAAAGUAUCCGAUUUAGAUGAGAAGGUUUCUAAUCGAUUUACAAAUGAUAAGUUUCUGAAGUACACAUUCCGGAGAAAGCGUAAGAAGGAUUCUGUUAGCUGCAAUGAUGUAGAUUGUUCUCAAGAUAAUAACAGUUCAAAGAAAAAGUGCGGAGAGAAGCAAGAUGGACAUGUGGAGCCUCAUAAGUCUUGCACAAUGACAGAAUCAUCUCGGGACAGUCGACGACUAGCACAGGUUGCUCGUCAGCUAAUAUCUUUGUCUGAGAAAAAAUGGUGGCAGUAGAUCCGUUGAUGAGUUGGUUGGAUGGGAAGAGACUCAAAGCACAAUCCAAUAAGCUAUUGUUUCGGAGGUGGCGUUUUUAAGGAUGCUUUACGUUGGUUGAGCUGUGGAAUGUGUUAAUAUUAUUAUAUUAUUACUAUAUAUCAACUUCCCUUUCAUCCUUACCUUAGAAAUUGCUAGCAUUAUAUUAUUCUAUAAAACAUAACUAUAUAUGCAUGCUAUUGCUACCCUUUUCUAGGGGUCCUGUUUGCAAUACAAAUUUUGCUGAUGAUAUAUUUUAUAUUCGCGUUAA